Rosa chinensis is the source of this 2004-nucleotide messenger RNA. RefSeq names its product disease resistance-like protein CSA1. The coding region runs from base 1 to 2004 and encodes 667 amino acids. Lineage: Eukaryota; Viridiplantae; Streptophyta; Magnoliopsida; Rosales; Rosaceae. The transcript is spliced from 5 exons. Gene Ontology annotation, biological process: defense response. The record is from RefSeq and is a predicted model, not a curated record.
AUGCGCUAUAGGUGCCAGACGCACCCUCUGGACAUCUCGGACGGCCUCGAGCAAGCGGCGAAGGCAAAUUUGAUCGGACACUUAGCGGUGUGCGGCGAGCUCGCCGGAAACCAUGGAAGCCCAUCAGCUCAACGUCGAACCCUUUGUCGACGACCCCAGCUGCUUCUGAACUGCUCCAUGUCGUGGCCUGGUUCCGCUAUGAAAGUUGAAGGCAUAAUUUUAGAUUUGUCAAAGUUAAAAGAGGUAUACAUAAAUGAUGAAGUUUUUGUUAGCAUGAGGAGACUACGGCUACUCCAGCUUUCUGAAUAUUAUUAUUAUCAAGAUGGAUAUGUUUAUGGAAAUGAAAGGAUGCAAAAGGCGGAUUUUGAACCUUGUGUACAAUACUUGAGCGAGAACUUAAAGUUCCUUUCAAAUGAGUUGAGAAUUCUUGUGUGGCAUGGAUGCCCACUGAAGUCUAUGCCAAUUAAUUUUCUACCGAAGAAUCUUAUUUACGUUGACAUGUGCUAUAGUCAUAUUGAACAACUUUGGGAAGGAACCAAGCCUUUACAAAACUUGGUAUACAUAGAUUUAAGUUGCUCAAAGUAUCUAAUCAAAACCCCCGACUUCACUGAGGCAACAAGUCUUGAGAAACUGAAGCUUAAAGGAUGUACAAGUUUACUGGAGGUUCACCCAUCCAUUUCAGCUCUUCAAAGCCUCGUUGAGUUGGACCUACGAGGCUGCACAAAACUCUGGAGCCUUCGGAAAAGAUUUCACAUGAAAUCUCUGGAAUCUCUUGAUCUAUCUGGCUGUUGGAAACUUACGAAGUUUCCAGAGAUUUCAGAAGUAAUAGAGGAGCUAUGGGUGCUUCAAUUAGACGGGACAACAAUUAAAGAACUAGCCUCAUCUAUUAGUAAUCUUACGGGUCUUCGGGAGUUGAGUUUGACAGACUGCACAAGCCUUGUCUGUCUUCCGGACAAUAUCUGCAAUUUGGCAUGCCUUCAUGAACUCUGUCUGACUGGGUGCUCUAACCUUUCAAAGUUGCCUAAGAACUUUGGGAAUUUGAAAUCCUCAGGUUGCGAGAGUCUGAAAUCAAUACCAGAGCUUUCAUCGAGUAUACGAGAUAUCAUUGCCCGGGAUUGCACAUCUUUGGAGACAAUUUCAACACCACAACCCCCGACAGUUUCAACACCAUAUCCUCCGGACGCUGAGAACAUUUGCUUCCAAUUUUUUAAUUGCUUCAAGUUGGUGAACAAUACCGAUAUAUUUAUAGAUAUUGUGGAAAGUGCUACUCAUAAUCAGGAUCAUGACUUCCGUAUGUUUCUUCCUGGAAGUUAUAUUCCAAAUUGGUUCAACCAUCAGAGUACAGGGUCUUCCAUAACUGUGCAGUUACCACCCAAUUGGCUCGCAAACAAAUUUCUGGGGUUCGCUAUAUGCGCCAUUGGUAACUUGCGGGGUGCUGAAAAUAGAAAAACUCUUGAAUCUGCUUCCUGUUGUUGUACCUUAAAAGCAAAUGAUGGCAAGGAAAAUUUGUAUUUUCCUUUGCUCCCCCCUUUUCUAGGUGGACCUGACGUGCCCCUUGAGUUGGAUCAUAUGUUGCUGGGAUAUACAAAUUUUCGAAGUUUAGGAGAGUGGCAUAAUGAACGCAAAUACACCGAGGACACAUUUAGGAUUGUGACUAGGAUGAAUCCCAAAUCAAUGACAGAGAACGACGAAGUGGCAGAGGAUGAUGAAUCAUAUGAUUGGGAAGAUUCCACCCGGAUCACAAGUUGCAGGGUUCGGUUAUUCGACAUGAAUCCACGCAAUCUCGGAGGCCAACGAGCAGAGCCCCUUCGGCGCGUUAACCGCCGAAGAGUUCUACUCCCGUCACUCCGUCACUCCGUCACUCACGGCUCCGACUAUGUCGCCAACCCCACAGGCCUCAAGCCCUUCACUCAGUGGUGGACCCCACUCCCUCCAACCGAGGUAGGGCAGAGACAUUUUCACUUACCUUUACCACUUCCUUCUCACGGUCGAUCCUCCUUGUAG